CGCGACAGCGAUCGCGGGAGCGACGGAAGGCGAUCAAUGCGAUCUCGCGGCGGGUGUGCCCGCUUUUCGCCCUGCUACCGUUCCCGUUCCCAUUCGCGUUUCUCGCCGCCCGUUUGCCGCGCCGCGCCACGCCGUAGCGGUAGAAACCGUGCAUCGCGUUAAUAAUCUGAACGCCCUCCUGGUGAGACCGGAACGAGACGCCGCCCGUCUCGCGCGACUCUCGCGGGGCUUGCCAAUUCGAUCGCGCGUUUCCGCUCUCCGCGAGGAGAGCCCUCCCUCCCCCUCCUCCCCCGCGUAAGGACGACGGAGUGAGAUCAUCGGCGGCGACGACGUUGAAUCGAACGUACGACGACGCGCGUUCCGAUCGGCUGACGAGCGCCCGAAUCCCUUGCGGAUCCUCCCGACGUGUCCCGGCGACGUCCGAGUACUCCGAGUGCUUCUCCCGCGGGCAUCGAUACAGCGUAAUCCUUUCGACGCUUUUCUGAAUACGAAGUGACAAUGAGACUUACCGUGUAUAUUGUUUCCACGCUGGUGCUUGGAGCAUCAGCCAUAAUACGUGUCCCGGAUACCGUAGAAGUUCAAUCGCCGCCACGAAUAUCUAAACAGCCGCCAACGGACGAGCAGCUGUUUCAAGUGGCUCAAGCAAAAGUCAAUGAGAAUGAUAAACCAUUUCUAAUUGAGUGCGAAGCGGAAGGAGAGCCAGUUCCAACGUAUCGUUGGAUUAAAAAUGGAAAGAACUUUGAAUGGCCGGCGUAUGACGAUCGCAUUUCUCAACAACCUGGUAGAGGCACAUUGGUAAUCUCGAGACCGAGAGACGAGGACUUGGGACAGUACCAAUGCUUCGCCGAGAAUGAAUGGGGCAUAGCUACAUCGAAUUCGGUGUUUGUCCGAAAAGCUGAAUUAAAUUCGUUUAAGGAUGAAAGUCCAAUGACCUUGAGCGCGAACGAGGGUUCCCCCUUCAAACUUACCUGCCAGCCACCUGAUGGCUGGCCCAAACCAAAUGUUUAUUGGCUGAUUCAGGAUAUCUCUGGUGGUAUUAAGUCAAUCAAUAACUCGAGGAUGACUCUCGAUCCGGAAGGUAAUCUCUGGUUCAGCAAUGUCACGAGAAACGAUGCUUCGGAUGACUUUUAUUAUGCCUGCGCUGCCACAUCUGUGUUCAGAAACGAAUACAAAGUUGGCAAUAAGGUUUUGCUAAACGUAAUUUCUACGGGCGCGUCCGCCGGUCAGAACAAACAUCCUCCUGAGAGGCAAUACGUUAGCAGGAAGAACGAAGUUGCUCUGCGUGGUAAGAAGGUAGAACUGUACUGUAUAUUUGGAGGAACGCCUUUGCCGCAAAUAGUUUGGAGCAAAAAUGGUCAUUUGCUCAAGCCGAGUGAUAGAAUAACUCAAGGAAAUUAUGGCAAAUCUCUCAUUAUAAAACAUGUCAAUUUUGAGGAUGAGGGAAAAUACACCUGCGAGGCAUCGAACGGAGUGGGAUCAGCUCAGUCAUAUUCGAUAAGCCUGCAAGUAAUGGCCGUGCCAUAUUUCACCGUUGAGCCAGAGUUCGUGAAUGCUGCGGAGGAUGAGACUGUAGAGAUCAGAUGUGAGGCUAGCGGAGUGCCUGUUCCCGAGAUCAAGUGGAUCCACAACGGUAAACCGAUUUCUGAAGCACCGCCGAACAUUAGAAGGAAGGUCACGCCAAAUUCCAUUAUUAUCGAGAGACUGGUGAAAAAAGAUACAGGAAAUUACGGGUGCAACGCUACCAAUUCAUUGGGAUACGUUUAUAAGGAUGUAUAUGUGAACGUGUUGGCGCUCUAUCCGGAUAUCACGCAACCGCCCACGGACUUGAGCACGGUCGAUGGCAAAACCAUCCGGAUCACGUGCCGCGUUUUCGGUGCGCCUAAGCCCGAGGUCAAGUGGGUUAGGAACGGACUAGAAUUAACCGGCGGCCGUUACAAGACCCUGGAUGUAGGUGAUUUAGAGAUCGAGAACGUGAUAUUCCUGGACGCCGGUAUUUACACGUGUUACGCUUCCAAUAAAUUCGGUAAGGUGAAUGCGUCCGCUAGUUUGAUAGUGAAAGAGCACACCAAGAUAACGGAUAAACCGGAGGACUACGAGGUAGCAGCAGGUUCUACUGCCACAUUCAGGUGCAAUGCCGUUGGUGAUCCGACUCUACCUCUAACCAUAGACUGGCUGAGUAAUGGUGAACCAAUAGAUUUCGAGAUGGAACCGAGAUUCGUACGAAGCACCGAUUAUUCUUUAAUGAUCACAAAGACGACUGAAUUAGAUUCCGGUAUCUACACAUGUGUCGCCCGUACUGAUCUCGACGAAACGAGAGCACAAGCGACGCUGAUAGUUCAGGAUGUACCUAAUGCGCCGCGAUUAGUCAGCAUCAAGUGCAAGUCCAACUCGGCUAUGGUUGAAUGGAUACCUAUGGGAGAUAACAGAGCUCCUAUUCUGCGUUACACGAUUCAAUACAAUACUACUUUUACACCAGAUACUUGGGAGAUAUCCAGAGAUCACGUCCCAGCUACGGAUUUGAGAUACGAAGUACCUAUGUCACCUUGGGCUAAUUAUACAUUCCGCGUCCUUGCAUGGAAUAAAAUUGGUCCUUCUCUACCGUCACCACACAGCGAGGUUUGUACCACCGAACCGGACGUUCCUUACAAAAAUCCGGACAAUGUUAUGGGCAAGGGUACAACGCCGCAAAAUUUGGUUAUUUUAUGGACCACCAUGCCGCAGAUAGAGCACAAUGGGCCCAAAUUUCUAUACAAGAUAUUUUACAGAAGAGAUAUACCAGGUGAAAACUGGGUUACAGUUGAUGUACAUGAUUGGAGGAAAAAUAAUGUGCUGGUGGAAAAUCAACCUACUUAUCAGAAAUACAGAAUUAAAGUCGUUGCAAUAAACGAGAAAGGAGAAUGUAGAAUUCCAGCUGAGGAAGUUAUCGGAUAUUCCGGAGAAGACGUACCUCUACAAGCACCUGGUAAUUUUACACUAAAUCAAAUAAAAUCUGGUACAACCGCUCAGCUGUCGUGGAGUUCGGUACCUGAGGAUACGGUAAGGGGCGAAUUGCAAGGAUACAAAAUUCAAACAUGGACGGACAAAGACGGCGAGAAGGGAAUGCGCGAGAUUGAUAUUCGUGGUGGAAAUAAAACGCAUGCUUUAAUCACGAAAUUCGUUCCAUAUAGCAAAAAUUUCGCAAGAAUACUUGCUUACAACGGCAGGUAUGCCGGUCCUUCGUCUGAGACAUUAAGCUUUGACAUGCCAGAAGGAGUACCAGGAACAGUACUCAGUCUCGAAGCAUUCCCCAUGGGAUCCAGUGCGCUGUUUUUAGUGUGGACGCGGCCCGCGGAACCGAACGGUAUAUUAACCGGAUAUAAAAUUUAUUAUCAAGUUGUGAACGGCACAAAGUUGGGAACGUUACUUGAGAGAAAACCGCAUGUUACGGAUCCACAAGCUACGAGUGCCAAAUUAGCCGCACUAGCGCCCGACACGAUAUAUCGCGUUCACAUACGUGCCACAACCAGGGUCGGUGAAGGCAAUGAUUAUUUUAUUGAGCAAAAGACAAGAACGUCUCAACGACCUGACGUCCCACACUUUACAUGGGAAACCGUACCAGUGGAGAAUGGAUAUUCAAACGUAAGGGUCAUUUGGUUGCCGAAUUUGAACGGUAAUCCGGGAAGCCAUUUCUUCGUCAAGUAUAAGCUGAAAGGCGAAACGAUAUUUAUGGAAACAAAGCCCGAGUUCCAAUCGACAUACAUUGAGAUUCGUGGUCUUCAAAGUGGUGAAGUUUACAUAAUGUCGGUUGUUGCUGUUGACGGAGAUUACCUGAGCGAGAGUGCCCCUAAAGAAGUAGAGACGAGUAGCGAAGGACCAAUUAUUCAACCGAAGGAAAAUGUUGCGACAGCCGGCUGGUUUAUUGGGAUGAUGCUAGCAAUUGCCAUCCUUCUUUUGGUGCUGAUAAUUGUUUGCGUGAUUAAACGAAACAGAGGUGGAAAGUACGCGGUCCAUGAGCGUGAAUUGGCCGCCGGUCGCGGAGAUUAUCCCGAUGAGGGUGGAUUCCACGAGUAUUCGCAACCGUUAGACACCAAAUCGGCUGGCGGACGUGCAUCCUUGGCAUCUUCUUCUCAUCAGGAUGGUAAACAUCCUGAAUCUGAUACUGAUUCCAUGGCGGAAUAUGGUGAUGGUGAUACAGGGCGUUUUACGGAGGAUGGAUCCUUCAUCGGACAAUACGGACCUAAAGGUAGACCAGAGGAAACACCACCCAUUCCGACUGGUACUAUGGCCACGUACGUGUAACAUCCGCAACUAACUUAAUCAAAGCCGCAUAAAAAAUUUUUUCUCGUUACGGUCAAGGAUCCGCCCGAUCCUUGGUUAUUGCAGCAGCUCUGCUAUGCACCUUGCGCUGGGCGCAAUGUCCAACACUAUACUGCCAAUUAGACUCUGGGUUUUGGGUUUUAUAGUUUCUGUAGGAACCAUGACUGUCUUUUAUAAUCAUCCAAAAUACUGUAAAUCUUCAAUAAUUGUGAUUUUGAGUUUUUUAAUCAAUUAAAAUACUACGAACAUUCCAAACUUUUUAACCUUUUUUUUUUAGAUUUUUUUUACAACGGAAGUGUAGUAUGUAAAAGAUUAAUUUCUCAUUAUGAUAAUUAUUUACUUUAUAUUAUCAAACAAAUGUUAACGAUUAAUCAUAUCUCUAUUUUAAUUAUAAAACCCAAGAACAUUAUAGGUGUUUCAUAGCGUGCAAGCUAUUUAUGGAAAUAGUAUUGUAGAAACUAUUCUAAUAGCAUUGACCGUAAUAUCUUUGACAAAGCCAGGUUGAAAUAGACACUCCAAUUGGUGACAGAGGUAUACGAGUUGCAUCCGUGUUAUUCCAAACUCGUGGAAAUGUAAAGUACUUUUAAGACUGCAUGUAGUAUCCAAUGUAUUUUACAAUAUGAUCUCUAAAUUUUUCGCGUUGGUUUUUAGUUUUAUGAACGUGUGCAUAUCUCUUCUAAUAUAACGUGAAAUAUAGCGUUGUAAUUAAAACAAAUUGGAAAUUGAUUUGAUUAAAAGUGAGCAUUGCUUAUGAUACAAGUACUGAGUCGUUUUUAAAAUUUGUUUAUGCCAAAAUAAUUUUUUAUUUAUACUUUGUCAAUAGAAAUUUGUUUUUUUUUAUUCUCCAACAGUACAUAUUAUAUUAUAAUAUAAGAGAAGACAUUUUGCAACAUUGAAAUAAUCUAAACAAAUAUGAACAAUAACAUUUUUAAAUAAAUGACAUUGAAACAUUAUGUAUAAAUGUAAUAGAAGGAAAUUAUUUUUAAGAAAAGUUUAAGUACAUGUAUAAAUAAGCAAAAAGACUGCAAAAUUCAGUUUCAAAAUUCUUAUAUUAUAUUAACGUGUUACAUUGACCGACUGUAUAUUAAAAUAUAUCUACAAGGAAUUAAAUAUUGGUGCCUACAUUGGAUUUAUAAAUACCUGCAGUAACUAUUACUUAUGUCUAACACGCGAUUUGCAAAAGUGAUUCCUUGCUUUAAAUGGAAUAUAGUGUGAUUUUCGUGAUAAGCGCUUGAACAAAAGAAAAUAAAAAUCAUAAAAUCGUAAUCAUUGAAAUUGAUAUAAUAAAAUAGGAAAUGCUUGAAAAUUGUUUGCUGUUUCACAUGCAUAAAUUAAACUAAAUUAUUGAAUUGAAUAUUAAAUUAUUAAAAGUAAUAACACGAUUUUUAUAAUAUAUUAAAAUUAUCUAAUUUUUUAUUUGAAAUAGGGAUGCUUAAUAUAUUAACGAGUAACAUUACAUAUUAACAUGCAAUCUUGUGUAAAAAUAAAAAAUUUGUAAAUGAUGUAGUGUCGCAAUCUGGCUUCGACUGAUUUUAACUUUAAUCUCGUAAUGGACAGUUACACUAAGAACCUUUAGCCGCGAUGAAUUUUUACUCUGCCGAAAAAGGGCCAAAUCUAACUGAACGAAUAAUAAUCUAUAAUUAUCAUGCACUUUACACUUUCAUUAUUAACAAACACACUUUACACACACACGUGGGCGCGUGUAUGCGCGAAAACAAUAAGGAUAUGCGAGAGAUAGUAAAGAAUAUUAAAGUAAUAUUAAAAAGAAGAUUGUAUAUGCACUACAAGUAGAUAACAGAAAUCGCAAGGCCUCUAUAAGUAAUUGUUGCUUUUGUAUGUGAAACAUGCUUCGACGAAAACCCUUUUAUUUUUAUGAGAGUUUACUUUGCUUUUUGGUAAUUUUAUUAUAAUCCAAUAAUUCUAAGGUAAUGCUAUAUUAUUUAAUAUAUGAAGAUAUUAAAUAUAUAUAAAUAUAUAUAGAGAGAGAGAGAAGAAAAAAGAGAGAGACAUUAUAUAUAUAUAUUAAUUAUGAAUUAUUAUGCGAGUAAUUCUUAAAAAGAUACGCGACGAUCACAACAGAGCAACUAUAAUUAUUAUUACUUAGUGUAUGGGAUGUUAAAAUUUGUUUAGACCUUUAAGUACAAUUUGUACAAUUUGUUUAGAUAACCGUUAAGUUAAAUGUAGUCAAUGCGAUGUACAGGUUGUCUGCAAAAGUGUCGCAAGCAAAUAUGUCAGGUACAAAGAUAAAGUGAAAGAAAGAUAGGUACAAAGUGUAUAAUAUUUAUAUACAUACAUAUGUGCGAAAAAUCACGAAGUAUAGUAUUCUUAAAUGAUAUAUCUUAUACCGGACAGGAUUUUUUCAAGAUAAAUUCUUAUACAAAGGACGUUCUUAUACUGGAUACAGAAUUAUUCUUCUAAUUGAAAUAUAUUUGUUACGGUCUUUUUUGCCGAACAUCCUGUACAAGUGACUUGGACGUCACAUAAGAUUAAGAUUUCUUUCUAUUGGAUUGAGUCAUAAAUAAUUUCCUAGUAAAUUUUCCCCAUAUAUUCAUCUUUUUGAGAAAUCCCUUAAAUAAAUCACCGUGGCGAAUGACUUUUGUUUCCUCAAAUAACCACUCAUUCUUUUAAAACAUGAAGUUAAACAAUGGCAUUGCGACCUUAACAGUCGGACAUCCAUUUCUUCUCUAUUUAUGUGGCGCCGUCUCGCACAUAUAAAGACGAAAUAGCUCUUAUACACAUUUAUCCCUCUAAUCUUUUACUACACAAUCAAAAUUUAUAAGCGACAAAUGGGCUUUAAAAAUCUUGAAUAUAUUUGACCCGAUCACGUCCGCAACCGCGCACAGCUAUUUUCAAAAAUUUUUCAGGAUAAGAAAUUUUUAAACACACGUUUUUUCGCCAUACUAUGAACUGUUUAAAAAUUCAUUAUCGAAAGAAAACGGAUGAAGGUGUAAAGCGUGAUUUGACAAAAAAUAGAAUGGAAAGGCAUUUGCCACGUGAUACUUUGGGAAUUCGAAUUAUAGGGAUAAUGCUACAGCAGCAGCUGAAAAAAUAUUCAGCGCAUGCUGUGGCGACGGUUUGACAAACAUGGAAUCGGUUUCCAUCGGUUUCUUUCUCCACAUGUGAUUUUAAAAGAGUUAAUGGUAGCUCGUAUUUCUGACUUUAACGAAGUGACAAAAGGCCAAAACUCACGUCACAUGAUCCAGGUCCACAAAAAGAAAUUCUACAAAAAAAUUAAACAGAAAUAUGUAUGAAAAUAGAAAAACAAAAGAAAUGGAAGUUACUUGUAACUCGAUCCAAUCCGUAUUAUUGGCUUAUCGUAAUAAGAAAUGAGCGUUUUCGUAUUAUAUAUCCGUUAUGAUGUUAUUACAUAUUGACGUUAAAAAAAAAGCUUGCGUUAAUUAGGUAAACCGUAAACUUCUAUGACGGUUGCGACGAUAAAGACUGGGCAAGCAGUGACACGUUCUCAACCGAAGAAAUUAUUUAUGAGUUCACCCGAUGCGAUGCUAUGUAAUUUGUAGACUUAUGGUGUGCGUACGUACCAUAAACGAAACGUAAUAACGGGCGAUAUUAACGAUAUACGAGUUAAUCUAAUAUCGCCGGUGCACAAUCAAUAGUACAACUGUGCAAUCUCUGAACUUGCAAUCGAAACCGCAAUUACCUAUAUAGACAAGUAUAAGAUUGCAUUCUCGGAUCAAUAUCUCUAACGUGCGACUGCUGGAGCAAUAACCGUGACGAAAUUGACGAAGUGUUUCGAAUCUCGAUGUCCAAGUCACACAUACACAACACAUGCACACACGAGCGCGUUUACAUUCUUAGAGUAUUUUUCUAUUGCGCUAGAUAUUUAUCGAUAUUUACCGAAAUAUAGCGAGAUUCAUUCAUUCUGCACCGUUGAACCAUCAGUUAGACGCGUUGACAGCUAAUGUUGUAUACAUAUAUAUAUACAAACUUCCAAACUUUCGCACCUCGUAUUUUCGUACGCUGUAUUAUUUUUUUGUAUUUCUUUUUUUUUAUAAUUUUAUACUUUGUAUAGAAAAAAGCAUUUGCGUUUAUUGCGCGAUCCUAUCUAUAAUAGACGCGCGCUUUGCGGCAGCCAUCGGUCUUUCGACUGUGUUUCUGAGGUAUUUGCGUUACCUCGACGAAGGGCGAGAAUAUCUAUUGCUAUUCUGCUUGAUAUUAGAAUGCGUUUGACAAGGGAAACGAUUCGUGACUUAUUAAAGAGUGUUCAUUGUAUAACGAGCACACGUUACUCCGAAAAAAAGUCUUGACUCUUUUUAUAGUGCAUUUUCUAUUGAAUCUCAAUUAUUUUGUAAUAUACAAAGUGUUCAUUCGAUUAGCUCAAUCGUGAUCAUAUUACGCAUCAUAUUGACUGUCCUGUUGUUAAGUGGAACAAACGAAGAUAGAUUCUAUCAAGUUGUUAAUAAUUAACGUAUCUCUCAACUUUCCAACUUCAAUACUCGUCGAACAUUCGUUACUUAAAGGUGUUGCAAUCGUCGUUCAAGGGCGAUCUGCUAUAAGAAGAGUCGACGCGAAAACAAUGAAUCUCAAUGAUAUAACUCAACGUGUGCCCGUUUACCGUGCGAAUCCUUCAUUGUAUAUUAUCCCGAUAUUACUGAUAUGCCGAUGUAUUUUUCGCCGUUUAUAAUAUUACAUAUGCAGCUAUAAAGAGAGCGCAUUUUGUGUAUUCUCGCAUCGGCAUCGCGGUUUUAGAUAAUUUUUCUACGAGAUAAAAAAAAAUGCAAAAUACAGUCUAGAAAUAAUGCGCAGGGCCGUCCACUCGUGGCGCUUUGAAUAAUCGCAAACUUUUAUCGAAAAUCACGCAGAACUACUACAAGCAAUACAAAGGGCAUAAAUGGCCUAACUUUCAUCGUGAACAUUUUCAUCCUCACGCAAGGGAGUUAACGCAUAAACGCUCGCGCGCGCGCGCGCGAUCGGAUGGGCCACCCUGUAUUGAAUCUCAUCUUCUCGUAAAGCAGCGAUUACCCAAGACCAGACGUCACUACGUUGUAUAAUAAUUAAGCGAAUAAUUGUGUCUCUUAAUUUUUAAGUUACUCAUUCACGAACGCGAUCGCAUUGAUACGCAUCCUGCAUAUUUGCCCGCAUAACUCCCAUGUCAGAAAAAGAGAAUAAAAAAAAACAAAGGAAAUUCACAAAA
Messenger RNA from Solenopsis invicta (red fire ant), 9448 nucleotides. RefSeq names its product neuroglian (gene Nrg). Gene Ontology annotation, cellular component: axon; plasma membrane. Lineage: Eukaryota; Metazoa; Arthropoda; Insecta; Hymenoptera; Formicidae. Gene Ontology annotation, biological process: cell-cell adhesion; axon guidance. The record is from RefSeq and is a predicted model, not a curated record. The transcript is spliced from 13 exons. Gene Ontology annotation, molecular function: protein binding. The coding region runs from base 499 to 4278 and encodes 1259 amino acids.